AUGUACGUUUUACACCUACCGAAGCCUGACUUUGCUAUCACGACAAAAAAAAAUCAAUCGUUUUCUUUCUCUUCUUUAUACCCUCUAACGAAGGCCAUUAAUCUUAACGACAACAUGUCAACAACUGCAUAUAUUUGGUUACCACCCGAUAAACAGGGUGAGUUCGAUGUGGAAAUUGGUGCUCGUGUCAUUGAUGUCAAUCAAAGUCAAUUGAAAGUAGUCGAUGAUAAUGGCAAAGAACGAACUCUCGCCAAUAAUCCAGCGAAUUUCAAAAAGAUGCACGCUACUUCCUUUACCGAUAUUCCCGAUAUGAUUCAUCUAGGUGAUUUGACUGAAGGAGCUAUAUGCCGUAACAUUCUAUUGCGUUACAAUAAAGAUAAAAUUUAUACGUAUAUUGGAUCGAUUUUAAUCGCAGUGAAUCCAUAUACGCAAUUGGAUUUAUAUAAUCAACAAUAUUUACGUUCGUAUCGAAAUCGAAAGUUUGGUGAAUUAGAACCGCAUACUUUUGCGAUUGGUGACAAUGCUUAUCAAAAUAUGCUUCGUGAACGAACAGAUCCGAAUGCAAAAGUUAAUCAAUGUAUUAUUAUCAGUGGAGAAUCAGGUGCCGGAAAAACAGAAUCAACAAAACAUAUUCUUCAAUGCUUAGCUGCUAUAAGUGGAACAAAGAAGAAUUCCAGUAUUGAACAACAAAUUCUCGAAGCAAAUCCGAUUAUGGAAGCAUUUGGAAAUGCAAAGACAAUUCGAAAUGAUAACAGUAGUCGAUUUGGAAAAUAUAUAACAGUGAAUUUUGAUAGUAAUGGUGCAAUUGCUAAUGCCUAUGUCGAUCAAUAUUUAUUAGAGAAGAUUCGUAUUGUGUCACAAGCUAAAGAAGAACGAAAUUAUCAUAUAUUCUACUGUAUAUUAGCUGGUUUGGGUAAUGAAGAACGGAAUAAGUUAAAAUUAACCAAAGCAACUGAUUAUGCAUAUUUAAACAAAAGCACGCCAAAAUGUGAUACACGUAAUGAUGCAGAAGAAUGGAAAGCUAUUCGACAUGCAUGCAAAGUUUUGAUGUUUACCGACGAUGAACUCUUCGAGAUCUUACGGAUUUUAGCAGUCGUAUUACAUCUUGGAAACAUUCAAUAUGCUGCACAAAGCGCAAAAGGAAUAGAUAGUGUAGCCAUUAAAGAUCCUAAAUUGGUCGAAUUCAUUGCGUCAUUAUUAGAAGUUGAUGCAAAACGAUUGUCAACUGCAUUGAUAACGCGAACACUUGAAGUUCACGAAGGCAAAGUUGCAAGAGCUUUGAAUGCAUCAUCUGCUGCUGAUGUUCGAGACGCAUUUGUCAAAGGUUUAUAUGGUCAAAUGUUCGAAUGGUUAAUCGAACGAAUUAAUGUAGCAAUGAAUAACAAAAACAAUGCGAAUCGUCAAAAUCCUUCGGAGGAGAAGUUUCGAUCUGUCGGUGUUCUCGAUAUUUUCGGCUUCGAAAAAUUCGAACAAAAUAGUUUCGAACAAUUGUGUAUCAAUUAUACAAAUGAAGAAUUGCAACAGUUUUUCGUUCAUCAUGUCUUUAAACUUGAACAAGCUGAAUACGAAAAAGAAGGUGUUAACUGGAAGAAAAUCACAUUUAUUGAUAAUCAGGAUAUUAUUGAUCUGUUAGCACGUGGUCGAAUGAGUAUUAUCUCAAUGAUUGACGAAGAAAUGAUUGUGCCACAAGGCACCGAUCAAACUCUAUGUGCUAAACUUCAACAACAACAUGGAAAAAAUAAACAUUUCAUCUCUCAGUCAUCACGACAAGUACAAAAAUCACUUCUCUUCGGUGUGAAACAUUUUGCUGGUCCUGUUUCAUACGAUUGUCUUAGUGAGUGA
Messenger RNA from Adineta ricciae, 1842 nucleotides. The record is from the annotation of a GenBank genome assembly. NCBI's taxonomy places the organism in Eukaryota, Metazoa, Rotifera, Eurotatoria, Adinetida, Adinetidae.